Scheffersomyces amazonensis is the source of this 2098-nucleotide messenger RNA. RefSeq lists its product as uncharacterized. Lineage: Eukaryota; Fungi; Ascomycota; Pichiomycetes; Serinales; Debaryomycetaceae. The record is from RefSeq and is a predicted model, not a curated record. The transcript has a single exon. The coding region runs from base 184 to 1656 and encodes 490 amino acids.
UUACUCUUAUGAUUAUUAUAAAACUAUUGAAUUUAUACUAAGUCAUAGUAUCGCGUAACUUUAAUGUGGUACAAUCAGUUUUUUUACUUUUUUUUAUAUACUGCUAUUAUGUGAGCAUCUUCAGAAAAGCUUCAAAGACUACGUGGAAUAACAGAACUUUAUAAGCCAUACCAGAAUAAAGUAAUGACAGAAGUUCUAGCUCAUAAGAACGAGCGAGUUAGGCGAGUACGUAAAAAGAAAUCUGCCAAAUUAGUAGAACGUAUAGAUUUAUCAGGAGAUCAAGUAUCUGAAGGAUCUAUAGGUAGUGAGAGUUCUAAAUUUAAUGUUAAUGAUUAUGUUCAUGAAAUUUCUGUUCAAGAUCAAUUUGAGAAUGAUUUAGAUUAUUUAUUGAAUUCAGAUAGUCAUCCAAUAUCUAAUGUACAAAUUUCACAACCCAUUAUACAAGAACCUAUUAAGGAAGAAGUUGAAGUAGAAACAAAGAAAUCUCGAAAGGGUAAAUUGUUAAAGGUAUCAAUAGCAGAUAUAACAAAAGAUAUAGAAGAUAUACAAUUUUCAAGUGAUAGUGAGGAUGAGAAAGUGAAAGUGAAAGAGAAAGAGAUAACUCCCAAAAAAUCUAAAAAGUCCAAAAAGCCAAAAAAGGAAGCUGAAACAGAGUCUCCAAAUAGUAAUGGGCAUACAAAGAACGAGUCAAGAGAGGAUCCAGAACCAGAACCAGAACCAGAACCAAUUGAUUUUGAAGAUUUCAUAAAUGAACAGGAACAAGUUCAGAUCGAUCGUAAGAAGGUUAAGAACAAAAAGAGGUGGAAUAGAAGACAGAAAUCAAGACAGCUUGCUAAGGAGUCAGCUGAACAGUCAGAUAAUAUAGUGACAUCAACUUCUGCUUCAGCUACUCCUGAACCUGUAGUUGAGCAAGAACAAGAACAAGAAACAGAUGAUUCUAUAACUCCAUUCAAUGUUAGACUUCGUCCUACUCCAAAAUCAAAUAUAAAUAGUAGAUAUUCCGAGAAUCUUCCUAAAAUCCAACCUCAAAGAACCAUUAUAGGACUCUCAUAUCGGCAGAUUCUUAAUAUUGAUCCAUCUGAUGUUAAAAUCAAAACCAUCAUAUCUUCAGCUGCCAGUUCAAAGUAUGCUUCAACUGCAUUGAAAUUCUGUAUGAAACAUAAUCAAGACUUGUUUGAUGAUGUAGAUAAAAAGAGAAUCUUUAUUAUAUUAUGUAUUAAUGUUGCAUUAUAUGAAGCUGUAGGAUUCAAGAAUACAGCUCAAAUAUAUCCCAAUGUUUUAGAAUUAUUUGGAGGUUAUGAUGAAAUUAAUCUUGAUACUACUCGUACAAAGCUUACCCCAUCCAAUAGAAAUGUUCAUCAAAACAAUUUGGACUAUUCAGUAUUGUCAUAUUUGGGGAAUAUCUUGAUAUGGGCCAAUCAUAUACAACAUGAACACCAUAUACGUUUAUUGAUUAAACAUUAUGAUGUAUUAUCAACAUCAAUUAUCAAACAAAACUUUGGUGGAUUUCAUUUAUGGGAUAAACUAAUUCGAGAAUCCAAAGGUAUGAAUGCAAAACGUUGGAAACAUAUUGUCAAAUUUAGACAAAACUUCCCAUUUGAAGAAGAAAAAUUUGUGUUAAUAUUAAGAUAUAUGAAUGUUGUAGAAUCUACAUAAGUAUAUAGUUAAUAUAUUUAUAUAUCAUAGAGUGAUACAUAUUUAGUCAACUAUGUAAAUAUUUAAUUAUUAGUUCUAUGUCUAGAUGGUGUCAAAAAGGAUUAUACCAGUAAAGCUCAGAAUGAUACUACUUCACAUAAUUAUCCGUAAUGACUAAUGGUAUAUUCUCAUUCAAGUGUAUGUAUUUAUAGGAAAUCCGAUUAUUAUGUUUUACGGGCGGAGAUAAUAGGGGGUGGUGACACAUCAUAUUUUUAAAUAAAAUUAUGUUUGUUUCAGAUUUAUUGGAAAGAGUAUAAAUAACAGUUGUCUACGUCUACGAUUUGAAGUUCGGUUUUGUAUCUAUCAGUAGUGUUUCUGAUGAAUCCUAUUUGUUUUAUUUUGGGGAGAAUUCCACAUGCUUCAGAUUGAUGGUCAAAUCGAGAACCAUGCAUUUAUGCCACAA